Messenger RNA from Miniopterus natalensis, 3508 nucleotides. The record is from RefSeq and is a predicted model, not a curated record. NCBI's taxonomy places the organism in Eukaryota, Metazoa, Chordata, Mammalia, Chiroptera, Miniopteridae.
AUGGUGGAGAUGCACAGAGUGCCCAUGUCUCCUCUCACUUCUGUUCCUUGUUGUGGCCACCUCAAGUUCCAGCCAGAGCUGCUCACCGCUCUCAUCUGUGGCUUCAUCAUCAAGCUGAGAAACUGCCUGCAUGACGACGGCUUCCUGCGACAGCUCUACACCAUCGGGCUGCUCGCCCAGUUUGAGAGCCUGCUGAGCACCUAUGGUGAGGAGCUGGCCAUGCUGGAGGACAUGAGCCUUGGAAUCAUGGACUUGAGGAACGUGACCUUCAAAGUCACUCAGGCCACUUCCAACGCAUCAACUGACAUGCUGCCUGUCAUCACAGGAAAUCGGGAUGGGUUUAACGUGCGGAUCCCUCUGCCAGGCCCCCUUUUUGACACCCUGCCCCGGGAGAUCCAGAGUGGCAUGCUGCUUCGGGUGCAGCCCGUCCUCUUCAACGUGGGCAUCAACGAGCAGCAGACGCUGGCUGAGAGGUUUGGCGACACGUCUUUACAAGAAGUUAUCAACAUGGAGAGUUUGGUGCGGUUAAAUUCCUACUUCGAGCAGUUUAAGGAAGUUUUGCCUGAGGAUUGCUUGCCUCGCUCCCGGAGCCAGACCUGCCUGCCAGAGCUGCUGCGGUUCCUGGGCCAGAACGUCCACGCCAGGAAGAGCAAGAACGUGGACAUCCUCUGGCAGGCCGCUGAGAUCUGCCGCCGCCUUAACGGGGUCCGGUUCACCAGUUGCAAGAGCGCCAAGGACCGCACGGCCAUGUCGGUGACGCUGGAGCAGUGCCUGAUCCUGCAGCAUGAGCACGGCAUGGCCCCGCAGGUCUUCACCCAGGCCCUGGAGUGCAUGCGCAGUGAGGGUUGUCGAAGAGAAAAUACAAUGAAGAAUGUUGGAAGUCGCAAAUAUGCAUUUAAUUCCCUGCAGCUGAAGGCUUUCCCCAAGCAUUACAGGCCUCCCGAAGGGACUUACGGCAAGGUUGAAACUUGAACACAUGGUGUCCUCUAAUUAGCUGUUAUGUAACAAACGUGGGUACCCUCUAGUGUCAUAUAUGAAUUCUUCAAGAAGACCUGAAGGAUUGGUUUUUACUUUUGUGUUUUUAAAAAUAUUUACUAAAGAGUCUAUGGAGCAUGUUUUUUAUUCCGUUGGAAUCAGUAGGACGUAAUGUUUGGCUCAAUAGUGUGGAUAGUCACAACUGCCCAUUAAAACCACCUGCAGCCAGAACCACACAGUUAGGUGUCAUCAGUAGUCACCUGUAGGAAUCACCCUACGUGGGGCUGAAAUGCUAAGACUUUAAAAAUGCCCACUUAGGCAGCUGCUCACUUAUUUUUCUACUGAGUAACUGAAAAUUGAGCAUCAGGUUACAAUCUACUUUUUAAAAACAUGAAUGUAAAACAGUAAGUAGAAAACAGUUGGAUCCUGGACAGACCAAUAAGUGUCAAUUGUUAAUUCAAGUUUUGGGGAAGAAGCUAGCUCUGGCUCCCGCAAUGAAAGCGGGUGGUUCUAAUGAAUUUACCCUGUGGUAGCACAGGUGGAGCCCAAAUCGAAGGUUGAGAAAUAGCCCAAGACAGACUAUUAGAAGAUAACACCUGCAAAGGCACUCUCACAAUGGGGCCUCUUCUGUCCCUUUUGGGUUCUAGAGCAGGGUGUGUGCUUGAGAGUGAGAAGCCAGCCGCUUCCUGUUCUCUUAAUCUCCGUGUCUGGUCCCACCCUGCCCAGGGUGCACGUCCCGUCUCCUCUGGGUGUUGAGUUCCGGGGCUCCAGCACCUCUCAGCAGUGGGGAUUUAUGUGUGUAGAUGGUGGAAGCCUAAAUCCUUUCAGAGCAGACAUCCUUUUGUGGGUUUCCCAAUUGUCUUCUAAAAGGCAGUACAAUCAUGUUUGAAUGUCUGAUGAAAGUAUCUUUUAAGUUUGCAAUAAUUGUUACUACCCUCUUCUCAUUCUGUUAUGUAAGGUGACUAUUGAGAAAGUUGAAAUUAGCUCCUAAAAUGAGAUUUUGAAAGGGAUUAAUGGGCCAUAAAACUUAGGGAUUUCAUAGAAAAUGAUGUCUGGUCAUCUAUUAUAAGAUGAUGAGUCUUAUCUGCACAUAGCAGAGUUUUUUCCUUAGUUUAUAUGUUUUAUCAAUUGUUUAUUAUGAUGAUUUUGUUUAUAUGUUAUUUAAAAAGCUGUAAAAGAAAUCUUUGUGGCACGUUCAUGAUGUUGAUCCUCAUGAUUGGUGCACCCUUAGGAAAUUCCCAUGUCUAAGGUUCUGGGUCGUAUUCUUUGGGCUCCUUUAGAAAUGCCACUUGGAAACGUGUAACAAACUUGGGCCUGGGAAGCUGAGGCACAGGCGAGACCACCCAUGGCAGGGACACAGAGGGGUGAGCAGCAGUAAGGGUGGAACCCGAUGGCCUUCCAGAUCUCUUCCCACUCAGAAGUCAGUGUGCAGACAGAGGCUGCUGCCUCCUCAGGCCCGAUGGAAGGAACGUUUCCACCGGUGAGUGGGAACUGGUGUGAAGGACACGUCAGUGAGGGGCCGUUGCAGCUCACGUCUCUGUCGAAGCUGGGUUCACUGGAGGGUGGCGGCAGAGAAGCCACGUCCACCAAGCCCACUGCAGAGGUGGCAGCAGCUGGGCCAGGGUCUCUUGUGCCGACCCCUGUUCAGAGUUCCCAGUAUGGCUGGUUUAGCCGUUUACCUCUCCACCAUUUCAUCUACUUUGUCAUUUUUCUAGUAUCUUUUAUAUUUCCAUCUUUUUUCAUUUUAACAUCACUACCUUUUAAAAUAUCCCCUUGUCUUUUUAAAUGAAAUGCCAUCCAUAUUGUUUUCAGAGGUUUUUUUUGUCUUUAUGAGCAUUACAUACCUGCAUUUAUCAAAAGGGAAACUAGCAAAUGUUAAGUCAACUGUUAGCAGUUUUGCAUGUGACACCUUUUUGUGAAUUAUUUUCCCAAAUUUAGCUUCAUAUUACGCACCACCACAAAACUCUUAAGACUUGGCUAAUCAUGUAGAAAAAAUUCAGGUUCGAGCAUCCCAUCUGAGCACUGCUGCCAGGCUCCCGUGUGACCAGCCUCCCUGGCAUCACACGCUUACCCUGCUUGCUGAGCAAGGCACGUUGUCGCGAGCAGUGUGUGGCCAGCAGCUCCUGGGAUGGGAAGGACCUUUGAGUUUCCAGUUGCACAAGCAAGGCAGCCUUGCAGGUUACCCUAAAACAGAGGUUCCAUCCAGUAUUCCUUCUGUGACCCCCCCACUGAACGCAAAACAUUUAAACACUGAAAACCUGGGAUGUGCUGUGGGUUGUCAGAGCACUUGCAGCACAGUUGCCUUUGGUUUCCUUUAAAACAUACAAAUAUUGUAUAAGACAGUUUUGUCCCUAUACAGUUGUACUUGCCAAGCUUAGUGCACUAAAGAACUUUUAUUUAUUUGUUUUGGCCAGUAUUACUAUAUAUAAACAUGUAGUUGCUGUUUUAUAAAUUCUUAGCUCAUUCAAAGCCAUGUAUGCUGUAAAUGUGCUAGUCUUUAGAUGAUGAAUAAUAAACUGACAAGAACAUUGCA